Linum tenue is the source of this 945-nucleotide messenger RNA. NCBI's taxonomy places the organism in Eukaryota, Viridiplantae, Streptophyta, Magnoliopsida, Malpighiales, Linaceae. The record is from the annotation of a GenBank genome assembly.
AUGGCUGCUACUGCAACAGCUUCUCCCUCACGCCACCUCACAAUCCUCUCCUCCCUCCUCCUCCUCCUCCUCUCCACACUCCAACCUUCCCUCGCCACCACCAGAAAGCUCACCGCCUUGGUCCAGGAGCAGCCCCUCCUCCUCAAAUACCACAACGGCCCCCUCCUCAAGGGCAACACCACCGUCAAUCUCAUCUGGUACGGCGCCUUCUCCGCCUCCCAGCACGCCGUCGUCGUCGACUUCCUCCGCUCCCUCACCUCCUCCAAAUCGUCCUCCUCCUCCCCUUCCGUCGCCUCCUGGUGGCUCACCACCGCCAGGUACCGCGGCGGCCCCUGCAACCUCCUCGUCGGCCGCCAGCUCGUCGACGACAAGUGCUCCCUCGGGAAGCGCCUCUCCAACGCGCAGCUCGCGGCGCUCGCGUCGCGAGCGGGACACGGGAAAAAUCAAAUCAACGUGGUCCUCACCUCCGCUGACGUGGCGGUCGACGGGUUCUGCAGCCGCUGCGGGACCCACGGCUCGGGCAGCGCCAAGUCAGGCGGGAAAUUCGCGUACGCGUGGGUUGGGAACGCGGUGAGCCAGUGCCCCGGACAGUGCGCGUGGCCGUUCCACCAGCCGAUUUACGGGCCCCAGGGGCCUCCGCUCGUCGCGCCGAGCGGCGACGUCGGCGUGGACGGGAUGAUCAUCAACCUGGCGACGGUGCUGGCCGGGACGGUGACGAACCCGUUCAACAACGGCUACUUCCAGGGCCCGCCGGAGGCGCCGCUGGAGGCGGUGAGCGCGUGUACCGGGAUAUUCGGGAAGGGCGCGUACCCGGGGUAUCCUGGGGCGGUCCUGGUGGAGAAAGCGAGUGGGGCGAGCUACAAUGCGAUUGGUGUGGCCGGGCGCAAGUAUUUGCUACCCGCGAUGUGGGACCCCACUACUUCCACGUGUAAGACCUUGGUGUGA